CGAACGCCGCCGUGUGUUCUUCUGUCUGCCCCAGGAUGAUGAGGUUCGCGCUGCUGGUGGCCGCGGCUCUGGCCGCCGUGCAGGGCGCCGCCGCGCUCAACAACGACCGCUUCAAGGAGGCGCUCAGCUGGAAGGUGCUGGACUACCAGUACCCGAGCGCCGAGGCUAAGGCGGCCGCCGUCAAGUCGGGCGAGUUCGUCGCGGAGAACAGCAACCCGCUCGGCCUGGAGGUGUGGAACGACAAGGUGUUCGUGACCGUGCCCCGCUGGAAGAGCGGCGUGCCGUCCUCGCUCAACUACGUCAAGUACUCCGAGGGAGGCGACAAGUCCCCGGUGCUCGUGCCCUACCCGAGCCUGGAGGCCAACACUCUGAUCAAGGACAGCGAGAAGAAGGCCCUGAAGGAGGGCGAGCUGCCGCACAAGAUCGUGUCCGUCUUCAGGGUGCGCGUCGACGCGUGCGACCGCCUCUGGGUCAUGGACUCGGGCAUCUCUGACCUCAAGGGCGACACCCAGGUGCUGGGCCCCGCCAAGCUGCUCGUGUACGACCUCAAGACCGACAAGCUGCUGCGCCAGUACGCCUUCAAGGCCGAGGACCUCAAGGAGGACUCGUUCUUCGCCAACGUGGUCGUGGACACGACUGCGCAGACCUGCGACGACGCCUACGCCUACGUGCCCGACCUCGGCGGCUACGGCCUGGUCGUGUACUCGUGGAAGGACAACACCUCCUGGCGCAUCAAGCACAACUUCUUCUACUUCGACCCCCUGUCCGGCAACUACAACGUGGACGGCAUCAACUUCCAGUGGACUGACGGCGUGUUCGCGCUGGCCCUGUCUCCCGUUCAGAAGGAGGACGGCUAUCGCACCGUGUACUUCCACCCGCUCUCCAGCACCCACGAGUUCAAGGUAUCUUCGCGCGUCCUCCAGAACAAGACCAUCGCCGAGCUGCCCGAGACAUACUACGCCUUCAACGACCUGGGAACCCGAGGCCCUAACACCCAGUCCUCUGCCUCUUACCUGGACGAGUCCACGGGCGUGCUCUUCUACACCCAGGUGAACCGCGACGGCCUCGCCUGCUGGAACACCAAGUCCAAGGAGUACAACCCCGACACGAACGCGCUCGUGGCUGCCGAUAAGGUGACCAUGAUCUUCCCGAACGACCUCAAGAUCGACCCCAAGGGCAACCUCUGGAUGCUGAGCAACCGCAUGCCCAAGUUCCACUACAAGAGCCUGGACUACAAGGACGUCAACUUCCGCAUCUUCAAGGCGCCGGCCAAGGACCUCAUCAAGGGCACUGUUUGUGAGAAGGCCUAAGUACUUGGAGGACCUUUCCCGACGACCACGGCUGUGACUGUGUGGCUCUUGGACCAACUGACAAUCAAAAUUACCUCAGAGCUUUAAAAAUAUAUACUUUUACGGAUCAAUUAUGUUUUAAUUCUAAUUUUUGAUAGACUUUGUUAAGACUUAAUUAGUUGUUUCUAGUUUGUAAGUUUGCUACGACUGUGACUCCUUUUUUUAUCACAUGAGACGUAUUAAAAAUAUACAUAUUUCUGUGAAA
Molecule: messenger RNA, 1554 nt
Organism: Frankliniella occidentalis (western flower thrips)
Lineage: Eukaryota; Metazoa; Arthropoda; Insecta; Thysanoptera; Thripidae
Product: protein yellow
Exons: 4
Coding region: 36-1310 (424 amino acids)
Cellular component (GO): extracellular region
Source: RefSeq, a predicted model, not a curated record